CUCAUCAACAAACGCAUUUAAUGUAAACUACAUAGUUCAUUCUAUUUAUAAGCUCACACUUUAUAGGGAGUCACCUCAUAGUAACUAUUUUCUGAUGCCUUUAGGGGCUGAAAAGACACCAUUGAAGCCUAUGUUUGGCCCACAACGUCUUCAAAAACCUAACGAAUUGGAUCAAUUGAUUGAUGAGACUGUCUGUUCGUCAUCCACAUUGGAUGAAGAUCCUUCUCAUGCUGUCAAAUCGACUGAUUCUGUAGUUGCUAACGAGGAAAAGAACAAAUAAACAUUGUAUAUUGACCUAAUAAAUACUUUCAAAACUGUGUUACUUGACCCAAAGAUUCCAGCCAAGAAAUACAAUGCAAAAUCUAGCCAAGAUUGUUGCCUUACCUUUUUUUUUUCUUUUCUUGUUUUGAAUCAAAGUUAUGGCUCGAAAAAAACCUUGUCAAUACUGUAAAAGGAGAAGGAGAAGAUGUGUUCAGAUCAAUGAAGACGAUCCCUGUAAACUUUGCAAUCAAAUGAAGCAAGUAUGCCUUCCUUGCGAUGCUUCUUUUAGAGAUUAUAGUUCAGACGAAUCUUAUGUUGAGAGAAAAGAAGCAUUUGAUAUGGAAUCAGUUAUUCAAGAAAUAGAAAUACUCGAAAGUCAACUAGAGCAGUUGGAAGACAGUGUAAAUAACCAUAAGAAGCUUGUGCGACAUGAACCCGUAUGGCAAAUUGAGCUGAAAGAUGGCCAGCUUCGACUUCAGUCAGAAAUUAAGACACUCGAAGAACUGUUUCUGUUUGGAAAGGCAGCAAUUCGAUAUCUUUCACCUUUUGGACAUGCAUUCCAGACUUGUUUUAUAUCUAAAGACAGUAUUCCGAGUUAUACAAGAAAAGCAAUCGAGACCAUUGCAAGAGCACAAUUGGAUCGUCAUUUAAUAGCAGCAAGUCCUCAGCAUGAUCAAUGUUGGAACCCAUCUAAGAGUCUCAUUCAACCCAUACAAACAAGAACAAUGGUGGCUCAACUGGUCGACAAAUACUUUGCUUGUUUAAAUGUAAUGAUACCCAUCUUACAUGAGCCUUCUUUUCGAGAACACUACAACAGCCUUCAAGAUCCACUUGAGGAUAUCAUUACGUUGGCUAUCUGCACUGCUUCUUCUAUAUCGACUUGUCGACACUCUUUUCUCAACACACAUGAAAGACGAUAUAUGGGCGAAUAUUUCUAUCAUCUCAGUAUUGAAAAACUGGUCGAGAUAUUUGAUGAGCCAGAUCGACGGUUAGAGACAUUAAUUACCAUCAAUCUGCUACAGGAGUUUAUGAUAAUAACAUUAAGAGUAAAAGAACUACAGAAAUGGAAUGCUAUUGGCCUUUUGAUUGUCCAGGGUUACUAUCAAGAACAAGAGUGUUUUCGUCCCAAGACAACCAUCCAUCUUGAUAGAGCUAAAAGGAUUAAAAGCGCUACAAUGGAUCGAAACAUUUUUGUUAUUAAUGCUGCUAAUUUUAAUCUCAAGUUCUUUUUGGGAUUUGAACAAAUAGCCAUACCGCCAUUUGAUAUUAGUUUUGAUGUCUUGCCUGAUGAACCAAAGAAGACUCAAAUGUUGUUUGAUAUUGCUAACCGAAUCAUGAAACUGGUAUCAUAUAAGCCAGUAGUUCAUGUCAUCACGCAAACUCAAUGGAUGGCUGCAGGACAUAAAGGAGAACUUAAUUUUGAAGACAUUUUACAGUACGAACAAAUAUUCAAGACAUGGUGGUGUGAUUUGCCAGACCAUCUUAAACUAUGCAAUGACAUGUAUGCGAUAACAGACGACCUCGUCCAAAGUACAACAGAGACUCCCAAACUGCUUAUUGCUCUACUCAUAACUACCCAAGUACUAAGCAUCAACAGCUAUGUGAUACAACUGGUGUCUACAAAAAGAGAUCAAGAAAUCUACCGUUUGAUAAAAGAAAAAACAAUUUGUACGGUCAUGUAUCUUUCAGACACCUUUCUUUCAUUGCACAGACAAGUCAAUCAAUUAGAAUGCUAUUGCUAUUCAUCAAAUAGUCUUCUUUUACGUACUAUUGACUCACUUGUUACUUUGUCUCAAGUCAAAGAACUCAAUGAAAAUACAGCGAAUCAGAUCAAAGCCAAGAUACGUUUCUGUAUGAAAGACUUAACAAUGCAUGUCUUGCCAGACCACCAAGUGACACCAACUAAUUCUCCUUACUCCAUUAUUGCCAUUGCCCCUUCUGACAAAUUACCCUCUCCUACUGAAUUGUACAAACAUUACCCUUUACCUUUUGAAGCAUUGUCCUUUGACAUUGUUCAAGUAGCAUCUUCUAAAGUAACAUAAA
Messenger RNA from Gilbertella persicaria, 2304 nucleotides. RefSeq lists its product as uncharacterized. Gene Ontology annotation, molecular function: DNA-binding transcription factor activity, RNA polymerase II-specific; zinc ion binding; DNA binding. Gene Ontology annotation, biological process: regulation of DNA-templated transcription; DNA-templated transcription. The record is from RefSeq and is a predicted model, not a curated record. Bases 420 to 2303 code for a protein of 627 amino acids. Lineage: Eukaryota; Fungi; Mucoromycota; Mucoromycetes; Mucorales; Choanephoraceae. The transcript is spliced from 3 exons.